This is a messenger RNA of Penicillium manginii, 987 nucleotides long. Its product is annotated as saccharopine dehydrogenase family protein. The transcript has a single exon. The record is from RefSeq and is a predicted model, not a curated record. The coding region runs from base 1 to 987 and encodes 328 amino acids. NCBI's taxonomy places the organism in Eukaryota, Fungi, Ascomycota, Eurotiomycetes, Eurotiales, Aspergillaceae.
AUGGCACCCUUGAUCAUAUAUGGUGCGACAGGCUAUACAGGCCGCAUGGCCAGUGAGCACGCUAAGAGCAUUGGAUUGGACUUCGCUCUUGCCGGCAGGUCAGAGAAUAAACUCAAAGAUUUCGCAUGUCGACUCGAAGUCCCGUAUUACACCUUCGAUCUGAACGAAAGAGAAAUUCUUGAUUCAAUUUUGGAUAAUACACUUGUCGUCCUGAACUGUGCUGGUCCCUAUAUUCGAACCGCCAAGACGCUCAUGGAAGCAUGCAUACGGACCAAAACACACUACCUCGACAUUUCGGCAGAAAUUGUGACCUAUCAGCAGGCACAACAGUACGAUAGUGACGCACAAAAGGCCGGCGUCAUGCUCCUCCCAGGUUGUGGCGGGAGCGUUGCCAUGCUAGGUUGCCUUGCGGCUCAUGUCGCCGACCAAAUUGAAUAUCCCAAAACCGUCGAUAUCGCCCUCCAUGUAGCUGGAGCGAUGUCAAGGGGCUCCGCCAUAAGUGCAUCCAAUAUGAAAUCUGGGUGUCUUCAAUUGGUGGACGGAAAUUUGGUUGAACAAGAGCCUACCCAGACUGCGAAUUUCGAUUUCGAUGACGGCAAUGGAAAUGUCAUUUCAUUCCCGGUGACACUACCAGAUCUUUUAACAAUCUCAAAGUCUUCCGGGAUCGCCAAUAUCAGAACUUUCGCCCAUGCCUCGAGUCUCAGUUUUCCAACUGGAGACCUUGACCUACUUGCCGAUGGCCCGACGGCCGAGGAGCGGGAAGCAACGCCAUACCAUGCGGUGGUUGUUGUAUAUUCAGACGAUGGAAUCUCGAAAAAAGCGGUUUUACACACGGUCAACGGAUACAGUUUCACUUAUUUGGCCUCAGUAGAAGCGGCUAGGCGAGUGCUGGAAAAUGAGACAAAACCUGGGUUCCAGACACCAGUGCUUGUUUUUGGAAAGGAUUUUCUGCGAGCUAUACCAAAGACAGAGAUCAGGGACUUUUGA